This is a messenger RNA of Sphaeramia orbicularis (orbiculate cardinalfish), 2831 nucleotides long. RefSeq names its product interferon regulatory factor 5 (gene irf5). Gene Ontology annotation, cellular component: nucleus. Gene Ontology annotation, biological process: immune system process; regulation of transcription by RNA polymerase II. The coding region runs from base 228 to 1685 and encodes 485 amino acids. Gene Ontology annotation, molecular function: DNA-binding transcription factor activity, RNA polymerase II-specific; RNA polymerase II cis-regulatory region sequence-specific DNA binding; protein binding. NCBI's taxonomy places the organism in Eukaryota, Metazoa, Chordata, Actinopteri, Kurtiformes, Apogonidae. The transcript is spliced from 9 exons. The record is from RefSeq and is a predicted model, not a curated record.
AUUAUGACACGCUUCACCUGCGUCUCCUCAGGUUCCGUCAAAGUUUGUCAGGAGUUUCAUCGUGUUGCAAAAGUUGUUAGUUCUUUUUGUUUGUUUAUUUUUUGUCCUCAGUGUGAAGCGUACAAGGGUUUAGACGUUUGGACUCAGGGAGGAGAGGAACACCGGUGGAACUAGGACCAGGACCAGGACUAGAACCAGAUCCCAGUGUUCCCAGUACUCCCCCCAUCAUGACCUCCCAGCAGCCCCGACGGGUGCGGCUCAAGCCCUGGCUGUUGGCUCAGGUGAGCAGUGGCAGGUAUCCUGGUCUGCAGUGGCUCAGCCCUGAGUGCCGCCUCUUCCAGAUCCCCUGGAAACACGCAACACGACACCUGCCCGUGUCAGAGGAGGAGAACACCAUCUUUAAGGCAUGGGCUCUAGAAACGGGUAAAUAUCAGGAGGGUGUAGAUGAACCCGACCCUGCCAAGUGGAAAGCAAACCUUCGUUGUGCGCUCAACAAGAGCCGCGAGUUUCAGCUGAAGUAUGACGGAACUAAAGAUACACCGGUGAAGCCGUACAAAAUCUACGAGGUGUGUGACACGAUUGGCUGUUCAGACGCUGUUGAUGAUGAUGAAGAGGAGGAGAUGCCGAAUCUGAUGGAGCUCAGCAUCAAUCCCCGGCUCAGUGACCCCCAGUCCUUCAGCUCCUUCCCGAUUCCCUCUGAAGGGGACCCCUUCAGUUUAUCAGCCAACGGGACCCUGCCUCACAUCAUUCCAAUGCCCCUGCUUUCUGACGCCAUGCACACAAACCCCACUGUGACCUCUGACCUCCCCCGGCAAGAGUUCCAGGCCGCUGGUCAUAUGGUGGAUCAGGGAGCCUUUGCAGGGCUUCAGGACCUAAAUGCCAUGCCUCCACCUCCAGUGAUGGAGGCCAGAUCCAUGGAGGGAAUCCAGACCCAGACCGACCCACAGACCCAGACCUGCAAGUAUGACCUACUGAGCAGCGUUCCAUUAACUGAUCUGGACCUGAAGUUUGUGUAUCGCGGCCGCACAAUGGGUUCACUGACGGUCAGUAACCCCCAGGGCUGUCGACUCUACUAUGGUAAUCUGGAGCCAACCCCCGAGCAAGUGGACUUGUUUGGACCUGUCAACCUGCAGCAGGUCCUGUUUCCAGGGACAGACCAGAUUCAGAACCAGAAGCAGAGGUUCUACACUGGGGCCCUGCUGGAUGUGAUGGACCGUGGUCUGAUUCUGGAGAUCUGGGAACAGGACAUCUACGCCAUCCGCCUCUGCCAGUGUAAGGUGUUCUGGUCUGGACCCGGUGUACCUGAACAGGCUCUACCAAACCCAAUAGAACGGGAGAAGAAGAUCAAGGUCUUCAGCCUCAAUGACUUCUUGCAAGGUCUCAUUCUAUUUCAGAGGGGUGAAACUGAGAACCCUCCACCAUUCGAGAUCACUUUCUGUUUUGGGGAGGACUGGCCUGACAGGAAACCCAAGGAAAAGAAACUCAUCAUUGUCCAGGUGGUUCCUGUGGUGGCUCGGAUCCUAACUGAAAUGUUCUCAGGAGAGCUCAGCUGGUCCACAGAUAGCAUCCGGUUGCAGAUUUCAAACCCAGAUGUCAAGGACCAGACAGUGGAGCAGUUCAAGGAGCUGCAGAGACUUCUGCAGAACCAGCACAAUCAGGGGCCAUGGACCCCAAGUGGCCCCUAAGCCACAAAGGUCAAACUACUUUGGGGGGGCCAAGAGGACCAGGAGGGACCUGGAGAGUCCUCUGCAGGGUCCAGCACCUCAGAGUGUUCAAAUCUCACCUGGAAUCCUGAUCAGCUCAGUUCUGACUGAUUCUGUAGUUUGAUCUGUCUGAUCAAGAAUAUCUGACACUGAACUCUUUCAGUUUCAGAGACGGAAAAACUGCCAUCUUCUCUUUGAUUCUAGGCUUAAACUUAUAGAGCCAAAAUAAGGACUUUAAUGUGUGAUAUUGAACAUAAAAUUUUGCAUUGAAAACAUACCCUGAAAACUGAAAAAAAGAAAGCUUGGCACUGAAAAACAUGUUGUAACAAAGUGUAAUGGCAUCAAAACAGGUAUUGGCAUUGAUAACAUUUCGCUGAAGUUUAAAACAUGAACAUCAAAUGUUAUAUUAUUAAAGGUAAAUGUUUUUGAAUGACAAUCAUAUUAUUUUGGAUUUGAUGUCACUGUUUUAUCAAUGACCGUUUAUAAUUUUGAUGACAUUUUUCUUUGUUGAUCAUUUUUUUUAAGCUGUGGUUUUUCACUUUCAACUUUCUGUCACCUUUUUGGCGUGGAGGGGCGGGGUUUGAGGGGAAGAGCUAGGAGGGUGUGAUUUGCAUAUUACGUAUAUAUUCAGCUCAGUCCACUGGACCCUGCCAGACUUCAAGAGACAGCAGGCGCAUAUCGAAGCACUGGCAUGGAUUCUGCGGCUGCCACAGCUUCUUGCCACUGGUACUGUGGCUUCACGCCCCGGGUACCACAGCAUGGCACCCGUGGCAUGAAGCCACGGUGGCCAUGGCACCCAGGGCAUCUGUUGAAUCCAUGCAGCAAAAUGUUAUCAAUGCCAAUACCUGUUUUGAUGCCAUUACAAUUUUUUUUACAAUACACAUUUUUCAAUACCAAUGUUUCUUUUUUCAGUUUUCAGGGUGUGUUUUAAAUGUGAAAUUUAAUUUCAGUAUCAAACAUUAAAGUCAUCAUUUUGGCUCCAUAUGAACAAACUCUUGGAGACUAAUUCACAAAAAAAGAAUUACUAACACUGACAUUGUCAACAAAAACAAGUCUGUGCUUCUAAACUCAUUUGAGAUCAGUUUUUGUAAGAAUUUCAAUAAAAAACCACUGCAGUAUUGUCAGACA